Boleophthalmus pectinirostris (great blue-spotted mudskipper) is the source of this 1151-nucleotide messenger RNA. RefSeq names its product F-box only protein 48. The record is from RefSeq and is a predicted model, not a curated record. The coding region runs from base 228 to 854 and encodes 208 amino acids. Lineage: Eukaryota; Metazoa; Chordata; Actinopteri; Gobiiformes; Gobiidae. The transcript has 3 exons. Gene Ontology annotation, molecular function: protein binding.
AUUCUUUUAUUCUAUUUAAUUUAUAUUUUUACUUUUGUUCAUACGUACGUGUUUGUAUUCAUAUUCUCAUACGUGACAGUAGUAUUUAUAAUUUUUAUUUUUUAUUAUUUUUAAAGCAGGUUUUGAAUGUUUUGUUUUGACUCCGGGGCGCAUGCGCAGUGUGUGUAAACAGAGCCGUUUAAAGGGCCGAGCUGUCAGCGACGGUUUUAUCGUGGAGCCGACAUACGAUGGAGCACCGAGACCAGGGGCCCCGCGGACCCCCUGCUCCUGUCUGCUCCUGUCUGCACCUGUGCUCAAAGGGGCCGGUCGUAGGGGCCCACACUGACUCCAGUCAACAUGAGACAGAGUGUACAAAGGUCUGCGCUGACCACUGCGGAUCAGAGACACAGACCUGCUCCUGCCCGCCCCUGCUCCUGCCCGGGCCCUGCUCCUGCCCGGGCCCCUGCUCCUGCCCGGGCCCCUGCUCCUGCCCGGGCCCCUGUGACUUCUCGAGGAGCCUCCCCGCUGAGAUGUCGGAGCAGAUCUUCCUGCGGUUGGACGCCUGGAGCCUGUGCAGAGCGUCUGAGACCUGCAGACGCUGGCACCUCCUGAUCCAGGAGAGCGAGGCCCUGUGGAGGGGCCAGUGUGGGCUCCUGAGGGCCCACUGCAGCCGAGAGCUGGAGCGAGACCGAGGACAAGGACUCUCCUGGAAGGUGACUCUGGUGAGGAAUUACACUCGCAGUCGUCUGAAACGUGAUUGGCUGAGAGGACGUUUCAGCCGUGUUCAAUCAGCCAAUGAGCUGCGAGACGUCAGGAUGGUCCCGUUCGACGCCGAGUCCUGGGGCGAGAUCCUGCAGGCCGAGCUGGACCGCUGAGACCGGGACUGAACCAGGACCGAACCAGGACCGAACCAGGACUGAACCAGGACCGAACGAGGACCAAACCAGGACUGAACCUGGACUGAACCUGGACUGUGCAGAGUCUCUGCAUCUUUUUAUGUUUAAAUCUAAUAUAUUUUAUGAAUAAACUUUGUAAAUAAUGUUUUUUUAUUAUAAUUUUAUAUGAGCAGAGAUGGAAUCAUUAUGAACGGCGUCGUGUGGUUUUAGAAUGUUUUUAUGUAAACACUGAAUUCAUGAACAAUAAAAUAUUUAAACACAAACUGUCUCAAAAAA